GCUUAGAAGACUCACUCUGAACAAAACAUAGUUGGAGAGCGAUGUAACUGCUGUCCAAGUUGUCCAAGACAAAAAUGAAGUGAUAAAGAAGGCCCUCAGAAGAAACUACUGAAACAGAUUCCACUGCUCGAGCAAUUACUGAACAUUUCCGUUCGGUUUCGCUCCUCCACAGCUGCUGCUUCCCGCCCGGCGCUGACAGCUCUGUUUCGUCGUCAAGAUGAUUUCCGCCAGUCUGGACCAUGGGGCGAGCGGCAGCUCGCUGGCGAUCGGUCAAUCUUCGUCGCCAAACAAGGAGUCGGGUAUCAAAUGUAAAAAUGUCUGGGUCUGGAAGAAAGCAAGGUUGUCAUGCUUGUCUGGCAUGCCUCGAGGAUCUGUGUUGCAUAGGCACGAAAAGGUCCUCUUAUCUGUCAUGCAAAAACGCAGUUUGCCAUGCGGAAUACGUAACACAUGGCAGCCAAAAAAUUGUCAUGCGUCGCUGCGUAUUGCAGUGUGUCUAUCGUUCACUUUUAGCAUUACAAGUUUCCAGACCCAGACGUAUUUGCAAUCCAUAUCGGGGUUUGACGAGCAAUUUCUGUCGAAAUACGUGCAGCAGCGGGAUGAAGCGGCGGAGGCGGUGCAUCUACAAAGCGCGGACGAAGACGCAGCCUUGAAUCUGGUUAGAAGCAGCUACUUACUUGCCUGCUAGUUUUGCAUUUUUAUAUGCAGGAGAACUCAUGACCAUGACCUUGACCUCAUGUAUGAAGCGCAUAAACUUAAACAUGCAGAUUCAUGUUCAUCUUUCUCCACGAAUGCUCUAAGUACUGAUCUCGCUGCUUCUAUCGUCACACGAAGAUGUUGUAGUACAAACUACCUUCUUCAAAACUACAGGGGAACGACGCUGGUUCGAACGCCGAUAGUGAAGAGGAACACGGUUUGAAUGUCGAGCGCAAACUGUGCCUGUUUCAAACCCCGGCCAUACAGCAAACGCUGCUCAAGUUCUGGCGCACGCUUCUGAAAACCGCAGCGAGUAAGGAACAGAGGGAGAGGGAUAGGGAGGCAAAGCAGUCGGGAAGGGCUGCUACUCCAGUGGUGGAGUCGAGCACGAUUGGGAUGGGUAAUUUCUUUGUGAGGUCUGUUCUUGACGUCGUGGUUGUCGUGUAUCCUGUUCUUCACACCAAGAUCAAGCAAAAUCAGUCGCGAUUAUGCUACAAAUGAAUUCAACAGAUACCUUCCUCCAGUUCAAUAUCUUGCUCCAGCGCGUUCUCCUCCAAGAGCAAGAACUCGACUUAAGUACGGCCCGCGCAUCUGCGGUUACAGACUGGCUGGAGUCGACUACCAUCGUAGCCGCGGAUAACACUACUUUGACGUCGGACGAUUCCCAAUCGCAUCAGUCGAGCAUGGAAGACCAACGUAAUUUAGGAGUUUUGUACGCUUGCAUACCUCCGAGAUGAUUUUUUGAUGCAAGCUGUCCUGCAUUGUUUUCUAUCAAUCUUCAACAUUCGACAGAAUCCGCCAAUCGUUCUACUGCAUCAAGUACUGGCACGGCUGAAAUUGAAAUCAAUAAAGUACGCCUUAAAGGUCCCAUCGACGAACGGCGGAUGACGAUCGACCAAUUUGCGCUUUUUCUGUUUGACCUGACCGUGAUCUGGUGUCACUUGAGCUACAGUUCCUUCCUCUUCUUCCUCGGCACCCUCUUCCUUCACACGACCAGCGCGGACCACUUGGAGACGGUCGAAUUCAAAUUGGAGGACGUGAAAAAAGUCCAGCCCUUGCCGCAGCAAUUUUUCCAGAUGGCGGCGGAUGACUUUGAAUUUCCGACCAUCUCCUCCAGCAAAGUGGUAGGUGUAGAUCAACACGCCGAUAGUCCUCACGCCGGGUUCUUUGAGCCGUCCCAGUCUACUACGGAGCAACUGCACACUGGCAUUGGCGGGAUUCUAGUCGGCAAAGGCGGGGCUUCGUCGUCCACAUCUCUUAGCUCGCCCAGACAGUCGAACAAGUCCAUGACAAUCGCCGCAGCGCCACACUUACCCAGCUCGCUGGCGAACAGUCGUGCGUUUUUAGAAGGACAAGGAACUACAACAGCAGCUGACGCGGGGACUUUUUCACAGCAGAACUUGUUUUCUGCGGCAGUUUCAACCACCGAGGUCUUCGGGGCGGGAACAACUAGUCAACAACAACAGCACACCUCCCGGAAGCAGGUAGAGCAGCAGCUACAGGAAGAACAACUGCUCCACGACGAGCAAGACGAGGCGAAGCAGUUUGAGAAAUGGUACCAGAUGAACUUCCAGACCGAGGUAUCAAAUACGAAAAUGCGUGGGUCUGGAAGAUUGCGAGAUUUGUCAUGCUUGUCUGGCAUGACCAAAAAGUUUGCGAUGCGUAUCCAAGAAGAGACUCUUUUGCCUGUCAUGCAAAAACGCAGUUUGUCAUGCGAAAAAGAAAAACGCAACACAAAGAAGCGCAGAUAUUUCUCAUGCUUGGCUGUGCAUUACAGAGCAUUCAUUAUACCCAACGCAGCAUUACGAGUUUCCAGACCCAGACAUUUUUGCAAUCCAUACGAGGACGAAACGUUAUUGUUCGUGCAACGGCAGAUGUUCGAAGUGACCAGGGAUAUCCGAGCGGUUUUUCUCUUCCCCGGACCAUCCGGCGGUAAGAACAACAAGCUGACGAACCGCGCACGGAUACUGGAGCUCUUGGACGCAGCAAAGAGGCUGCAAAUGGAUUUGGAGAAAAUUGCGCCGGUAUAUUGAUUUGGAAUGAUAAUUUGUGAGACUGAGAGUGAGCGUGAAGGGACUCCUCGUAUGAAGAAGCAUGCUCAUGGUCAUGAGCACGGCGCAUUUUAUUUAGAAUAUGUUGAAUGACCCAACAUGACCAUGCAUUGGAACUAGAAGUGGGAGUUGUCGGAACGGUAGCUGCUGCUUGAUGAUCAUUCCGUCCUUUCAGGUCAAGGCUUCGGCGCUUCUCACCAGCGUCGGUCCGUACAACCGGGUAGAGCGGGCGGCGGCGAUGAAACAGUCCAUGUCUUCCCCUUCCACUAGCCCGGGAAAACAUCAUCAACCAGUCGCAACAUCACCUGCGAGUCCUGGCAAGAAACAUCAAGAUUUCAGCCUGAUUCCGAAAUCCCUUCGCCCCGGGGGCGGCCGAAUGCCACAGGACAAAGACCCGCACCCCUUCUACCAGACCCAAACGGAGGCGGCUGGCAUGUACUUUUCCCAGGCGAAGAGACGGCCGGACAAGUACUUGGUGGUGGGGAAAGUCGAGGACUUCCGGCGGCGAAGGGCGAGCGGUGCGGCUGGCAACGUCAACAUGUUUCAUCAACAACCGAAGGCCGGGGGGUCAUCAUUACAUCAUGGGACUGCUGCAUCAAGUCCGGGGAAAACGAAGUUGUCCAGCUUGCACUCCGGGCAGGAGAUGAGCAGCACGGUCGCCGAUAGCAAGGGGAAACGGACCAUGCUGGUCGAGACCGGCCACGGGUGGCGAUCCGGGUUUUCCACCACGCAAAAUGAACUGCCCCUCGGCGUGCCGCAGCGGUUCGGGGCGCCGGAGUUCCUGCGUUUCCCCUCGCAGGAUGACGUGGAGCAGUGGAACCGGCCCAGGAGUCACAGUCCACCAAAACUCAGCAGCAGCGUCGGGUUUCAAGUUCAACGCCAAAAUCCCACGAGCGGGAGUGCAGGUGAAGCAGCUGCUCUAUCAAGUACAACUUCUAAGGUCAACGCUUCUACUGCUGCGCUUGCCCCUGCUGCGAAACUACACGCAUCCUCCGCCGACAAACUUUUACCUGCAGUGAUGUCGCCCACAAAAGAGGCAGAAACGGUGCGGGACUUCGUGGCCAGGUUUGAAGUGUAUUUGCGAGAGCAAGGACAGGUGGAAGAGCCGUUGCCGACUUACGAUCUGCCAAUAAGGAUACCAGAGGUGAGUGGGAGAAUUUUGGCAGCGUGUUUUGUCAAAAUAUUCCGUUUUGUUUUGCAUAGAUUUUGGUUCGUAUAAUGCUUAUGCUAUGCAUCCCAGAAAUGCGUUGUACCCCACCCAAAUCUAUCAGGUUUAUUCGAACCAGCUGAAACCUUGGCUCGCAACGAAAGCGGACGAUAUCCUUUACUGGGUCAAGGGACAGGAGGAGCAAGUGGUGGAGAAAACGCGGAAAUUCCAGUCCAUUCAGGGGCUCCCCGGUCCCCUGGCCAACGGCUCCGCCACUGUGUGGAGCGACAUGCGGGCGCGCUUGGCCCGGAUCCUGGCCCGGGGCGAGAAGCGAGUCGAGCGGAAAAAGAAGAAGAAGCAGCCGGGCGCGAAAAAGAAAAAGCGCGAAAUGGCGGAGCAGCACGGCGGGACGGAGAAGAUGCAGACGUUUGUCGUGCCAAGCAGCGUGAAUGUGAGCACUGGUGCGGGUUCUGCUGCUGGAGACAAGAGUAACAGUGCAGCGGCUGCUGGUGCUGCUAAUAAAAUGAACUAUCAGCAAUUCGCGGACGCGAAGGCGCAUAUAAAUCGCCUCGCCGACCCACCAAAUGCUGCGAGCAAGGGGACCAGGAGAGGUACUGUAGUUCUUCCCUUCGUAGAAUCGAUUCAUUUCACAAAUUUUCCGCCCGAAGAGGAAGCAGAACUUUUUUGCUUUGAGACGACUCUGUAUUCAACAUCAACAUUCAUUGUGCAACUACAACACCAGGUCGCGGCGCCGGCGGGCCGGACAAGAAACUGCCGACUUGGGUUAAAGACCUCCCAGGGCGCGAAUUCGCGUCGUUCCUCGCCCAGAAAGUGGUCGAUGAGCAGAACCUGUUGCAGAAUGUGUCACAGGCAGAAAGGAUACGCAUUUCGCCGAACGAUGAAGAGAUCUGCAGUCCGGGGAUGCCGACGCCGAACGAUUUGCCGUCGGUUUUGUGGAAGCCCGGGGAGAGCUAUGCUUGAGUAAUUAAGCGAGGCUUUUCGUAAUUUUCAACACGCACUACCCCUACGGUCCGAAGCAAAUUCAAAUCAAAUGCUAACGUUAUAGAUACUACUAGGAUGCAUCGAAACGAAACACAAACAAGCUGCUGUCAAAAAUGAUCCAAUUGCGAAGGAGAGCAAGAUCGAACUACGAGCGCUCGACAGCAGCCUGAGGUCGUAGAAGCUAAAUGUAGAAUUGAUGAACGCAAAAGAAGAACAGUAGGACUAGCAUUGUGCCUACGCUGAAUGUAGUCUCGGAGGUUUGCCAAGUUUCAAACAAUAGCACCACGAAGAAGAAUAGGUGAAGAAAUUAUCUCGUUGAAGAUGUUGUACUUGUACAAAUGGAUUUAACACGAACACGAUGGCCAAAAGAAAAAGCCUAUGCGGCCGCAAAGAAAACCUGAA
Amoebophrya sp. A120 is the source of this 5295-nucleotide messenger RNA. The record is from the annotation of a GenBank genome assembly. Lineage: Eukaryota; Dinophyceae; Syndiniales; Amoebophryaceae.